This is a messenger RNA of Aspergillus novofumigatus IBT 16806, 1938 nucleotides long. RefSeq names its product putative C6 transcription factor. The coding region runs from base 1 to 1938 and encodes 645 amino acids. Gene Ontology annotation, biological process: regulation of DNA-templated transcription; DNA-templated transcription. The record is from RefSeq and is a predicted model, not a curated record. Gene Ontology annotation, molecular function: zinc ion binding; DNA-binding transcription factor activity, RNA polymerase II-specific; DNA binding. Gene Ontology annotation, cellular component: nucleus. The transcript is spliced from 6 exons. NCBI's taxonomy places the organism in Eukaryota, Fungi, Ascomycota, Eurotiomycetes, Eurotiales, Aspergillaceae.
AUGGAUAUAUCGUCAUCCCACGCUAACGCCCCGACCGGAUCGAAAGCCGGCCCUGCAAAACGCAAUCGAGUCCCGCUUUCCUGUGCUUCCUGCCGGGUGCGCAAACUACGAUGUGAUCGUCAUCAGCCCUGUCACAAUUGUGUGAUGCGAGGAUCCAGUAAUCUUUGUCUGUAUGCCGCUCGUCCCCGUCGACGACAGAAAGUGACUAGCUCGGCACCACAGUCCGAGAGCAGGGCCACCAGUCCUCUGGCGACAUUGAGCAUCCAAGAUGACUUACACAAGGAUAGUAGCAAUCAUUCCCAGCGGACUGCUCCAGGAUUGAAUGACGAGCUGCUAGCGGUCAUGCCAUCACGCUCCGCAGCGGAUAGACUGAUAUCAGCAUUCUUUGCUCCACAUUCUAUCGUUGGUCCAAUAAGACAUUCGAUUCAUUAUCCGACCUUCAUGAAACAGUACGAAGAAUACUGGGAGAACUCAUCAUCCGCUACGUUAACAUGGGUAGCUCUGCUCUAUUCGAUAUUCAGCGUGGCGAUGAAAUUUCUUCCCGAAGCAAAAGACAACUCGGGGAUGUCUGAGGCGCUCGGUAAGCUUUACCAUAACAAGUCUGGCCAGUGUCUGGAGCGCAUAAAAACAAACCAGACUACUCUGCAAACGCUCCAAGCAAUGAUCGCACACGGCAUCUUUGGGUUUUCUCAUCAUGAAGAAUGGGGAGCUGGACUAAUUACGCACAUCGGCUCGAUCGUGCGACUGGCGAUGAGGCUGGGAUUGCACCGGGAUCCGUCCCAUUUCUCCAAUCUGUCGCCCUUUGAGGGAGAGAUGCGCCGGAGGAUCUGGAGCACAAUCGACCAGAUUGACUGCCUGUCGUCCUUUCAUCUUGGCAUUCCAACGGCCGUCCGGUCAGAGGACUCUGAUACAGAGCCGCCGCGCAACCUCCUCGAUAGCGACAUGAAAGAAGGCAUGUCCGAAUUGCCACCUUCAAGACCCUUUUCGGCAAGUGUCCCAAUCGGGUAUUUACUAGCCAAGCUUAAACUUUCUCGAGCGAUGAGACGGGUCGUCGAAUUCCUGAAUUCCGUACAGCGGCAGCCUUACGAGAGGGUCCUACAACUCGACAGUGACCUAAUGGAGGCUCAUCGGUCGAUUCCUCCCCAUUUGCAGCUGAAUAACUGGCACAAUGCGCCAAACGAAUCUGCAUAUGUUAUGGUGCAGAAAGUCCAGUUAGACACGCUUUAUCACCAAGCAGUCACUGCACUGCAUCGGAAGUAUCUCCAAGAGGCCCGGAAAGACCCCACGUUUGCCCUUUCUCAGCAAAGAAGCAUUGAUUCGUCCAUGACGCUACUCCGACACCAGGCUACCAUAUACAGGGAGGCCCAGCCGGGAGGGUGUUUUAGCGACUUCCAUGGGUACAGAAUCACUCCUGACAGUGCGAACUUUAGCCUGGCUGCGAUGGUACUGUGCUUAUAUCUGCAGUACUGGACGCCAACAGACCAGGGCGCUCCUUCGCAGACAGAUGCCCGUGUUCAGGAGAUAUUCCAGGCGCUCGUCACUUCGCGCCAGAUUUGGAACAACCUGGCUGGCGAGAACAGUGAAGCAGGCAAGGUUGGACUCGUGCUUGACACAAUGCUGGAGCUGUUACGGCCGAAACUUGGCUUUCCAGAUCGACUUGCACCGGCCGUUGACGUGGCAGUCUCAGUGGAUGGCGAAAGGGGCCUUCGUCAAGAUCCCCGGCAGAGUGGUCAGUCUGCGCCUAAUCCUGAUGUACAUCUUGAUACAUACGAAGAUGGCGCAAAUGACUCCAACAUGGAUAUGGUUGACCUUGAUUGGGAUGCUUGGGAUUCAUUUGUACUGGCAGGCGAUUUUGAGACUGCGUAUGAGAGCCUUCUUCUCGGCCAGGACUUAGCAUUCCCAAUCGACGAGCUUGACCCGAGUACUUCGACCGGCUAA